This is a messenger RNA of Chrysochloris asiatica (Cape golden mole), 1401 nucleotides long. Its product is annotated as putative serine protease K12H4.7-like. The record is from RefSeq and is a predicted model, not a curated record. The coding region runs from base 1 to 1401 and encodes 466 amino acids. The transcript is spliced from 9 exons. Lineage: Eukaryota; Metazoa; Chordata; Mammalia; Afrosoricida; Chrysochloridae. Gene Ontology annotation, biological process: proteolysis. Gene Ontology annotation, molecular function: serine-type exopeptidase activity; dipeptidyl-peptidase activity.
AUGCGUCGAGCUCUUGGGUGGCUGCUGUUGUCCCUGCUGUCUUGUUCCUGUGCUCAAAGUGUCCUCAGGAGACAGACUCGGGGUGCCUCAUCGAGCAAAGUGAAGCACUCUCAUGAAGGCUGGUUCCAGCAAAAGCUCGACCAUUUGAGCAAAAAUGUCCCUUCGUUCUGGAAACAGAGAUAUUAUAUGAAUGAUGCUUUCUACAAACGUGGAGGCCCAGUGUUUCUGUUUAUUGAAGGCUCAAAGGAUACCAAUAUAGACUGGAUAACAAGUAAUUAUACCUGGAUUACCUAUGCUCAGAGACUCGGUGCCCUCUGCUUCCUUCUUGAACACAGAUUUUAUGGACAAAGUCAACCAACAGGAAAUGUGAAUAUUGUCAGUCUCCGCUACCUCAGCAGCAAACAAGCCUUGGCUGACAUUGUCUACUUCCAAACUGAAAUGGCCAAGGAAAUGGGGCUCAGAAGAAAUAAAUGGGUGACAUUUGGCUGUUCCUAUGGAGGCUCCCUAGCAGUGUGGUCUAGAAUGAAAUACCCCAAACUUUUUGCUGCAGCAGUGGGCAGCAGUGCACCAGUUAUAGCAAAAGUUGAUUUUUUUGAGUACUUAGAAGUUCUUCAACAAUCUCUAGACACGUAUAACAGUGGAUGUUCAAAAGCAGUGAAAAGUGCAUCUGAUCAUAUUGUGGCAAUGCUGAAACAUCCAAAACAUCACAGUAAACUUACACAGGAUUUCAGGUUAUGUAAACCUCUUAAAAUUCACUCCUUAAUGGAUGAAGCCUAUUUUCUAGAGAGAUUAAUAAAUAUACUUCAUAGAAUUGUUCAAUAUCAUAAGAAUGAAACUAUUAAGGUUCAAAGACGUGCUGUCCAAAUUGAUGACUUUUGUGACAUGAUGACUGACAACUCUCUGGGGUCAUUCUAUGAUAGAUAUGUAAGAUUUGUCGAUAUAAUGCUCCAGAAUGAGAAUCGACAUUGCCUUCAAGCAGAUUAUCUUGAUUACGUAAUGACAAGAUCUAACCCUUUGUUAGAUGUGCCAAAUACUCAAGCCCGGCAGUGGUUAUAUCAGGCUUGCACUGAAUUUGGCUUCUUUUUGACCACAGAGUCAAAGACCCAGCCCUUCUCUGGAGUGCCUCUCAGGUAUUUUCUUAAGAAAUGUUCAGAUAUCUUUGGCUCUGAGUUCACUUACAGUUCACUGACUGCAGGUGUUUCAGCCACCAACAUGUACUAUGGUGGCCUUGAUAUGAAGGGAAGCAAAAUCAUUUUUCCCAGUGGCUCCAUUGAUCCUUGGCAUGCUGUGGGAAUUACAAAGGAUAUAAGUAAAAGCUUGCCUGCUGUUUUCAUUAAAGGUAAAGUGAAGCACAUUGUUCAGAUGUAUACAUACAAGAGGAGUCAGAUUCAGCUGAACUAA